Messenger RNA from Varanus komodoensis (Komodo dragon), 1350 nucleotides. It is a transcript of the gene TBX6, whose product is annotated as T-box transcription factor 6. The record is from RefSeq and is a predicted model, not a curated record. Gene Ontology annotation, molecular function: DNA-binding transcription factor activity, RNA polymerase II-specific; RNA polymerase II cis-regulatory region sequence-specific DNA binding. The transcript is spliced from 8 exons. Gene Ontology annotation, cellular component: nucleus. Gene Ontology annotation, biological process: cell fate specification; regulation of transcription by RNA polymerase II; positive regulation of DNA-templated transcription. The coding region runs from base 1 to 1350 and encodes 449 amino acids. NCBI's taxonomy places the organism in Eukaryota, Metazoa, Chordata, Lepidosauria, Squamata, Varanidae.
AUGUAUCACCCUUCAGAGAUGUUCUCACAGUAUGGGGGCUCUUAUCCUCUACGACCUCCCCCACCUCCUGGGGCUGGGUAUCCCCAGAAUCAGGCAUCCCAGUAUGAAGCCUUCAGAUACCCAGACCUUGAUGCUGCACCCAAGUUGGACAGCUUCUUCCCUGGCCUGGAACCCCCAGGGCGCCUCCUCCCCACCACUUCCAGCCUCCCUUAUGGAUCAGGUCAGGCACUCCCGUCAGGUCCCCCACCAACAACACGCCUACCCCCUGGAGUACGGAUGAGCCUGGAGAAUGGCGAGCUUUGGAAACGUUUCAGUGGAAUUGGCACAGAGAUGAUCAUCACCAAGGCAGGCAGGAGGAUGUUUCCACAGCUGAAAGUUUCUGUAACAGGGCUGGAUCCUGAAGCCAAGUACCUGCUGCUGGUGGAUGUAGUCCCAAUAGGCAGCUCACGUUACAAGUGGCAUGGCAAGCGGUGGGAGGCCAGUGGCAAAGCCGAAUUACCACCACCAGACCGCGUCUACAUCCACCCUGACUCACCUGCAUCAGGUGCCCACUGGAUGCGCCAACCUGUAUCCUUCCACCGGCUCAAGCUCACCAACAACACACUGGAUCCCCAUGGACAUCUAAUUGUGCACUCCAUGCACCGUUACCAGCCACGGGUACAUGUGGUUGGGGCUGGAGGACGCCGUGGAGCAGGAGGUGGCUGUGCUUCCUUUACCUUUCCUGAAACCCAGUUUUUGACUGUCACGGCCUACCAGAACCCACAGAUCACCCAAAUGAAAAUAGAGAGCAACCCUUUUGCAAAAGGCUUCAGAGAGAAUGGCAUGAACAGCAAAAGGGAACGUGAGGCCCGAAUUAAGAGGAAGAUGAAGGCAAAUGAAUGUGAGGCCAACGUGGGGGAAAAUGAAAGCAAGAAAGGCCCCUGUGACUCCACCCUAACAGAGGAAACACCUUUGGAGCAGCAACAGCAACCACCUGCACUUUCACAACCUUCCUGCUCCUUCUACUCCCCUGCAGGAACCAAUCCCGAUGGGGCCGAAGCUUAUAUGCAGCAUCCAGCUGCCUUUCAUGGCUUGCGAAAUGCAUCACCCCCCUACUGCAGUCCAAGUCAAGAAAUGGCAGCUCCUCCAUCUUCCCCCAAUACUAAGUCACCUCCUGAGCAAUCUGAUUUCAGAGCAACGCUCCCAACAAGUUGGAAUAGCCUGGAUAUUAUUCCUUUCCUUGGUGGGGCAGAACCACCAGAUGCCUCCUCCUUCCCCCCUUUCAAAUUCAGCUUCACACCCUACCCAGCUCCCCCACAUAUCUAUGGGGCCCCAUCUAGCUAUCCGGGUUCACAGCCACCUAUGUUCUAA